This is a messenger RNA of Drepanopeziza brunnea f. sp. 'multigermtubi' MB_m1, 2361 nucleotides long. The record is from RefSeq and is a predicted model, not a curated record. NCBI's taxonomy places the organism in Eukaryota, Fungi, Ascomycota, Leotiomycetes, Helotiales, Drepanopezizaceae.
AUGUUUUCUCCAUCUCCUUCCGCUUCCUCCUCCUCUUCCGCCCUUAUCCACCUCCUCCUCUCAACCCCAACCCAAACUCUUGCACACAAACGCAUCCUCUGGAACAAUACCCAAAAGAAGAUAAUCAAGCGCCAUGCGUUCGCGAGGUUUCCGGCAUCAUUUCAAAGGGAGCAGCAAAACCGAACCUCUUCGUCUCCCGCUUUCCAGCAAAACCAAGCAGGCCAAGACCAAGGAUUCCAAAUCCAAGACCAGCAAGACCAACUUCGAUCAAGCCAGACAUACCAAGAGCAGCAGCAGCAGCACCAGCAAAUCCGACUUCAAGACCAGCAGCACCAAAACAAAGACGAAAACCGGCGCCAGCAGCAAGAAGACGAUCAAGACGACGAAGAAUCCCAAAAGAUUACCUCUUCACCAUUUACGCUCCGCAUGAAAAGCCUUAUUACCGAGCUAGGGGUUUGGGAGAUUUUGAUUAAGAAAGAAGAGAAGAAUGAGAACGGUGACGUCGAAGGCGAAGAAGGAGAAGAAAAUCCAGCUUUAGCUUACCAAGAUCCAAACGAUUUAUACCAAGCUCAAGCCGCCAACCACCCUACUCCCACUCCUCUAACAAUCCUCGCGGAAAAGCUAGCUCGAAAAAUGCAGCAUGAACGCAAUAAACAAGAGAAGAUAAAAGAAAGAGAUAAGGAGUUGAAGAAUGGAAAAGGGGUGAUGAUGGGUAGAGAUUCAAGAAAGGGGAAAGGGAUGAGGAAGAGUAAGAGGACUAACCUCAAAUACAAUUACGCAUCCAAGUCCAAUGUCGAUUCCGAUUCCGAUUCCGAAGACUUUGAAUUCAAUCCCGCCGAUUACUUCCUUAACGGAAAAAUGAAAAAGCUUGCGCGAGAUCGCCGUACCCGCAUCCGAGCCCUUAAAAAGCGAGCACGACGCGUUAUGACUCCAAAGAUGUCUAUUAAUGCCGACGAUGAAGAUAAUCAUAACCACGAUAAUCAAAACGAUAAUUUAGAUGCCGAAGGAGAAGAGGAAGCAAAGGAAUUAUCAGCAGUCCCAUUAUUGCCAUCGAUGCAACGGAUCCCGUCGUUGCCACCGAUGCAACGAAUCCCGUCGUUGCCGCCGAUGGAACUAGCGCCGCCGGUGCAGCCAAGGCAACCGAUGCAAUUCCAGCCGCUGCAGCAAAGCAAUGCAAUGUAUCCGGAUUGGUAUGGGGAGUUGUAUGGGAAUGAAGAUGGAAACCAACAUGAGUUUUCAGGUCCGGCUUCGAAUAUGCAAAUGCAACAGCGGCAGCACCAGCAAACGAAUCUCGGGCAGAGUCAAGAAGAUGCCGGUGGAGCUGGACUCGGCGGAUUCGGAACUGGCUUUGGACCUGGAUUCGGCGGAUUCGGAACUAGAUUUAGAUCUGGAUUCGAGCCUGGCUUCGGCCAUCAAGGUUUUCGUAACUUUGAUGCUUUGAAUACCGAUCUAAGCUUUAGCGCCGGGAUGAGAGGCGGUAUGAGACCCGGGAUGGGACCUGGUGGCUUGGAUACCGCCGGCAUGGGACCCGGGAUGGGACCCGGCGGCUUGGACACCGCCGGCAUGAGACCCGGGAUGGGACCCGGGAUAGGACCCGGCGGCUUGGACACCGCCGGCCUGAGACCCGGGAUGGGAUACGGCGGCUUGAACAACGCCGGCAUAGGCCCCGGUGGUAUAGGAAUGGGCAUGGGAAUAGGAAUGGGCGCCUUCGGCCCGGGCGCCUCCGGCACAAGCAACGGCUUAGGAAUAGGAGUGGGAAUGAGCAUGCCCAUGCACAUGCCCACGCUCAACACCCCUCCAUUUACCAACUCCAAUCCAAACUCGCACACCAACUCAAUCGCUUAUCCAAAUGCGGACUUGGAUAAGAUCCUGGAUAUUAAUAGAAAUGCGGACGCGAGUGUUUCUAAUGAAAAGGUGGUUUUGGAUAGGCAGCAGAAGCAACAACAGCCGCAGCCGCAGCCGCAGCCGCAGCAACAGCAACAGCAACAGCAACAGCAACAACAGCUGCAGCAAUACCAGUCACCUACUUCUCAAUAUCCACAACCACUAAUCCCCGCUCCAGCUUGGGCACCACCCUCUCGCCAGCUCCCCGUUCCCGAAGCUGGAGGUAAUAUUGAUUUCGGCAACUGGCCCAACUUCGAUAGCAAUAACACCAUGAGUACGAACGGCUCCAACAGCGAUGGCUUCGCUGCUAUAAACAACCUUGGUAUCGGCCUAGCCGGUCCAGCCCUUUUCUCUAAUGGUAUAAGAGGAUCGAUCGGCUCCGCUGGCAUGCAGCCGCUCGGCGCAUAUCCUUUAGACGAUUUCGCUGAUAUUGCGGAAUUGGUGCGAAAUCAAGAUCGAAACGUUAGGCAGCCGUAA